CUGUCCGCAGUCUCUGGUCAUCCUUGUGCUGUCCGCAGUCUCUGGUCAUCCCUGUGCUGUCCGCAGUCUCUGGUCAUCCCCUGUACUGUCCGCAGUCUCUGGUCAUCUCCUGUACUGUCCGCAGUCUCUGGUCAUCCCUGUACUGUCCGCAGUCUCUGUCUCUGGUCAUCCCUGUACUGUGUCCGCAGUCUCUGGUCAUCCCUGUACUGUGUCCGCAGUCUCUGGGCAUCCCUGUACUGUGUCCGCAGUCUCUGGUCAUCCCUGUACUGUGUCCGCAGUCUCUGGUCAUCCCUGUACUGUCCGCAGUCUCUGGUCAUCCCUGUACUGUCCGCAGUCUCUGGUCAUCCCUGUACUGUCCCCGCAGUCUCUGGUCAUCCCUGUACUGUCCCCGCAGUCUCUGGUCAUCCCUGUACUGUGUCCGCAGUCUCUGGUCAUCCCUGUACUGUGUCCGCAGUCUCUGGUCAUCCCUGUACUGUGUCCGCAGUCUCUGGUCAUCCCUGUACUGUGUCCGCAGUCUCUGGUCAUCUCCUGUACUGUGUCCGCAGUCUCUGGUCAUCUUCUGUACUGUGUCCGCAGUCUCUGGUCAUCCCU
Messenger RNA from Staurois parvus, 591 nucleotides. Lineage: Eukaryota; Metazoa; Chordata; Amphibia; Anura; Ranidae. The record is from the annotation of a GenBank genome assembly.